AUGUCCCGAGUCAGCAUCCCGGCUCAGGCGCUGCCAGGCCAGCUUGUGUGCGAUUUUGAGCUGCAGCGGGAGGAUGCAAACACCAUACUGGAUAAGCUAAAGGCGGCACUCGAUGCGGCGGCCGGGGAGGCCAGCCCCAGCGGCGGGCGCGGCGGCGAGGCGGCGCUCAUGUGCAUGCACUCCCAAGGCACCGAUUACACAUCAGUCUGCCUGGACGCGGAAUGCAACACGCGAUUGAUGCUGUCAGCCUCCAUCGACCGCAGCGGCAACGAGUGGGUCACCGCGCACAGCCUGGAGAUCGACACGCUGCUGGCACCCAAGGGACGCUUCCCCAUGCCCCACAGCGCCGCCGGAAAGAUUACCGGGCAGAACUGCCUCGCGGUUGCGUCGCUGCAUGGCUUUGGUGGGCCGCUAGCAGAGACCUGUGUGGCAGCCUAUGGCGGGGCCCUUGUUGUGUGGCCCGUCGGUAACGCCAGCAAGCCAGGCGCCAGCAACGUGGCCACCCCUGGCAGCCUGACGCCCAAGGCCCUGUGGAAGGCACACGAUUCCCUCAUCACCUGCCUGCACAAGUCCAGCUUUGGGCUGUUUUUGUACAGCGGCGCAGCUGACGGAAAGGUGCACAUGUUCAACAUGCGAGAAAAGCCCAAUCGUCCCAAUGCCGUCUUUGCGCAGCAGGGCCGCAUCACAGGCAUCUGCCAGCUCAACGACAGCCAGCUGCUGACCACGGCUGGGGAUGGGCGCAUGGUGGUGUUUGACGUGCGCAACGCAUCGGCAGGGCCCCUCAAGUUUGCAGUGCCCGACACCAAGCCUAUUGUGCGCAUGGCGGUGAGCCCCUUUGCCGACUCGGUGGCGCUGGCCACCACUGCGGGAAUCUUCACCGUGGACCUCAUGGACGCGGCCUGCCAUGUUGUGCCGUUGGCGCCCACGCUGCGCACCCCGGCCACAGCGCUCACCUGGAACUCCUCCACAUCAGAGGUCAUUGUGGCGGGCGGGCCCGGCGCUGCAGGCACAAUCUCAGUCUUCAGGCAGUGGCUGAGCCCAUCAAGUUGA
Molecule: messenger RNA, 1050 nt
Organism: Chlorella variabilis
Lineage: Eukaryota; Viridiplantae; Chlorophyta; Trebouxiophyceae; Chlorellales; Chlorellaceae
Exons: 9
Coding region: 1-1050 (349 amino acids)
Molecular function (GO): protein binding
Source: RefSeq, a predicted model, not a curated record